CACUGUCAGUCAUUCUUUACCAAAACAUAAAUAAACACUGUGAAAAUGGCGUCUCUAGAACCUCUGCAAAAUAAAACAUGGGAUUUAUCUCUGUACGAGUUGAAUCGGACACCACAGCAAGCGAUUACGGAUAACACCGAGAUUGCUGUUUCACCCCGUAGCUUGCACAGUGAACUGAUGUGUCCUAUUUGUUUAGAUAUGCUGAAGAAAACCAUGACAACGAAAGAGUGCUUACAUCGCUUUUGUUCCGACUGUAUCAUCACCGCUCUCCGGUCCGGCAAUAAAGAAUGUCCAACUUGUCGGAAGAAAUUAGUUUCAAAACGUUCGCUGCGUCCAGACCCAAAUUUCGAUUUACUAAUAUCAAAAAUAUAUCCAAGUCGAGAUGAAUAUGAGGCACAUCAAGAACGUGUCCUGGCGAAAUUCAAUCAAAGUCAUUCCCAACAGGCUCUCGUACAUUCGAUCAAUGAAGGUAUCAAACUCCAAUCACAGAAUAGGCCAAAUCGUAAACAAAAAAGUGAGAACGAUUUAACAGCAGCUUCAGCAGCGGUGACGACUAAUACAAGCCCAUCUGCGGCUCCUUCAACACCAACGACGAAUCUUAUUACAAAUGCUAACAAUUCUAAUAACAAUAUGAUUCCUAACAAUAGUAAUGGCAGUGUAUCGGAUCCAAUUAAUCGGGAUGGAGCAAUGAUCAAUCAAGGAAAUGAACCCAUGCGACAAUCUUCUAAUCCUCCAUCAGUAAGAAGCACACCGUCCCCGGUUCCCUCAAACGUAAGUUCAGCAAGUAAAGCAAAACGAGCAAGAUCUGUAUUAACGUCCGAAAAAUCUGAAGAAUCAGAAUCUAAUAGUGAAAUGGACGGUAGAACAGAAGAAAACGAUUCAAAUCUGGAUACAGAAGGCGAAGGAAAUUCGGAACACGGAAGCGAUGAAAUUGAGCUCGUUUUCAAACCCCAUCCUACUGCGAUGGCCGGCGACAAUCCUCUGUUGAAAGCGCUGAAGGAGAAUUCGGUGCGCUACAUAAAAACUACAUCGAAUGCGACAGUGGAUCAUUUGAGCAAGUAUCUGGCUAUGCGGCUCACACUAGAUUUGGAUACCGAGCUACCGGAGGCGUACAAAGUGGUCAACUUUUGUAUAUACAUUGCCCCUCAACCUUCGCAGCUAGUAGUAUUAAGUGGGAAUCAGACUCUGUCACAAGUCAAUGAAAAAUUCUGGAAGGUCAACAAGCCUCUCGAGAUGUUCUACUCGUGGAAAAAAUCUUGAUUUAAUAAUAACAAACAGUGCAGCAGAGUGGAAUCUGUUAUAAUUUGAGAUAUAUUUGUAAAUGUAUUAUUGUUAUAUGGUAUAAGUUUACAUAGCAGAUAUCUAAUUGUACGUGGACAGUUUAAUUAUCUAAAUAGUUUAUUUUCAAAUCUUAUAAUAGUUCAUUAAGUGUCGUUUUAUCUAAAGUACUACAUCACAGAUGUUUCUACGUAUUACUCGGUCGCAUCACCUGUAUAGUAUUGUGAAUACCUCAUUGACUGUAAAAUUGAAUGCAUUCGUUUACAAAAACAUGAGGUUUACAUCAAAUAUAAUGUGUAUACCAAUUAGAAUUGCAGUCAGUAAAGCAAUUGUUUUGGAAAAGUCUCUUA
Messenger RNA from Toxorhynchites rutilus septentrionalis, 1628 nucleotides. Its product is annotated as E3 ubiquitin-protein ligase RING1-like. Gene Ontology annotation, cellular component: ubiquitin ligase complex; PcG protein complex. The record is from RefSeq and is a predicted model, not a curated record. NCBI's taxonomy places the organism in Eukaryota, Metazoa, Arthropoda, Insecta, Diptera, Culicidae. The transcript has 3 exons. Gene Ontology annotation, molecular function: ubiquitin protein ligase activity; chromatin binding. Bases 46 to 1260 code for a protein of 404 amino acids.